Molecule: messenger RNA, 858 nt
Organism: Macrosiphum euphorbiae (potato aphid)
Lineage: Eukaryota; Metazoa; Arthropoda; Insecta; Hemiptera; Aphididae
Source: the annotation of a GenBank genome assembly
AUGGGUUCGAUGCAACAACGGAUGAAGGAACUUAACUGCGUGGACGUGACACCGCCAGAUUUACCGGUGACCGACGAUCACACUAAGACCAAACGGUUCUUGGCCAAACCCGAGUCGCUAGACUCGCUGGCAUAUUCCGAUUCAGAACUGUCGUGGAGAAACGAGUACACGGACGCCAACAGCAACAACACCAAGCCGCUGCUGGAUUUCAUGGCCCUUGACGGGAGUAACGAAUUCUCAUCUCCCAACGGCAGUCAAGACAGCCGCACGUACAAAAACAAAUACAACGACAGCGUGGAUUCGGUUUCGAGCGCAGUGCAAGACAGCGAUCAAGAUCUAACCAUCAAAUCAAAAGGGUCAGUUGUUCGGUGGCAUAGUUUUCAAAAGACCAAAAAUCGGCCCAAUUCCUUGGCCGGACAAAUGGUCGGGUCGCUCACGGUUGGCCAGCUGUUGGUGUUGCGGAAGUUCACUCUUCUCAAGCUGACUGCCAUAAUAGAACGGUAUUGUCCGACACACCGGACCGGAUGGAACUGGGAAUUGCCCAAGUUUAUGCGCAAAACCAAAAUGCCCGAUCCCAAAGAUAAGACCGUUUUCGGAGUUCCGCUGAUCGCCAACGUGCAAAAAUACGGUUCGGCACUGUCACCGUUCGUCCAGUAUGCUUUUCGGUGGCCCGAAGACAACGCUCUCGACCACGUGGGGUUGUUCCGGAAGCCUGGCGUCAAAUCCCGAAUACAGCGCCUAAAGCAACUGACCGAAGCCGACCUGGAGGACGUGAAGUUCGAAAACAAUCAGGCCUACGACGUGGCCGACAUGGUGAAGCAAUACUUCCGUGUGUUACCGGAGGCCAUUAGUAGUUAG